This is a messenger RNA of Diachasma alloeum, 3942 nucleotides long. RefSeq lists its product as uncharacterized. NCBI's taxonomy places the organism in Eukaryota, Metazoa, Arthropoda, Insecta, Hymenoptera, Braconidae. The record is from RefSeq and is a predicted model, not a curated record. The transcript is spliced from 4 exons. Bases 1 to 3942 code for a protein of 1313 amino acids.
AUGACGUUCUACACGGUGGUGGGGAUGAAGAAAAGCAGUGGAGAGACCAAGUUCCACCUACCACCUCGCUCUGAUUCAAAAGCCCCACUCACACCAUCUCAGAUGAUGAUAGCUCGGUUGGGGGUACAAUACUCACGUCAGGCGUAUCUAGAGGGAGGGCUUGCACGCCUGAGGAAUACAAGGGUGGAAGAUCUCACGGAGGAGGAGCUCAAUUCGAUGGAAAAGAUCGCAGAUAAGCAUUUUGAACAUUUCAAUACGUAUCAUAACACAUUUCAAAAUGCUCCAACAGAGGAGUUCCUCGAUUCAGAUUAUUACAAGGAGAAUGUUCAUGGACUCACGAUGACUAUUCAUAGUGACAUCAUCACAAUCAUCGGAAGAUUGAGGGGCGAGAUCAAGAGAUCAAGGUCAUCAACAUCAAUGGACAACAAUCGAGGAAAUCUAUCGAGAAUCGCUCUACCAACAUUCGAUGGUCGGUAUGAGGCUUGGAAACCAUAUGAGGAUCUAUUUAACUCUAUGGUGAGACUGGUAAAAGGCAUUCCAAGUGUGGAAAAAAUGGUUCGACUCAAGGGAUCACUCAAAGGAGAGCCACUCAACAUGAUCUCUAAUCUCACAGUUACUGACGACAAUUUCGAGAUUGCUUGGAACAAAUUGGUAAAGCACUAUGACAACAGGAGGUUGAUUAUAGCAGCUCACAUCGACAAAAUCUUGGAAUUGAAACCUGUGGUUGACGACCCAGCCAAGGGGUUGAGCAAUCUCAGCAACAUCAUCACGCAAGCACUGGACGCGCUGAGGGCUCUUGACGCUUCAGUUGAUCAUUGGGACUUAAUCGUUGGAAGGGUAGCGAGACGCUGUAUCGACUUGGAUACCAAGAAAGCUUGGGAAGUUCAUCUCGGUGGAUCAAGGGAUCCUCCAACACUCAGAGAACUUCUCGACUUCAUCGAGGCAAGGGCUCGUGCACUGGAGAAUGUGGCACACGACAAACCAGCUCAAACUUCUAAGGAUUCUUCAUCAAAAUUCAAAGGAAAACAUCAGCAAGUCAAAGUUCAUCAUGCUUCUGGGGUUGGAGGCCAAGCAAAGGCUCCAGCUGAGGUAUCAAAAUCAGGAGUAAAGGAGUGUCGACUCUGUGGAGGUGAUCACUGGCUGAGGUUCAACUGUGAGAGCUUCAGGGCGAAGACUCCAGCUGAACGCAGAGAAAUCGUCACAGCAAAGAACCUUUGCUACAACUGUCUUGGACCUCAUCGAGCUCCAACAUGCACCAGCAAAGAAAGAUGCAAAGUUAAGGAUUGCAAUGGGAAUCAUCACACACUGAUCCAUGAGGGGUCACCAGAAUAUCGCAGGGAACUUCAACAACAGACUCAGCUGAGUCAAUCAUCAUCAGGAUUAUCAUUAACAAAUCCAAGGGAACUGGCAUCACCAUCAUCAUCAACUGGACCAGUUGAGCAAUCAGCCGACCCCAAGGUCAUUCAUCAAACAUCAACAUCAGAACAACGGGUAGUGCUAUUGGCAACAGCCAAGGCACUUGCAGCAUCAUCAUUCGGAACCUAUCAUCACGUCAGACUUUUGAUCGAUCAGGGAUCAGAGGUCAUCUUCAUCACGGAAAAACUGGUCAACAUCCGUCAACUUCGACGCAAGUCGACAAACAUCAAGGUCUUCGGAAUCGGCGGGCUAGAGUCAGGGUCAACACGUGGAGCAGUCAAAGUCAAUCUUCACUCUCGAUUUAAUCAUCAAAACCAAGUCGAGGUCACUGCUCACGUCCUGACGAAGCUUACAUCAACUCUACCAUCAAUCCAUUGUACUAAGGCGGAAUUAGAUCAUCUUCAAGGGCUUCAACUGGCAGAUAACAAUUUUCUCAAACCUGGGUCAAUUGAUAUCAUCAUCGGUGCAGAUCAUUACGGUCAGAUCAUUGGUAACAACAUCCCCAAAUCAUCUGAUAAUCAGACUGUUGCACAACAGACCAUAUUUGGGUGGAUAAUAUCAGGGACGGUCUGCUGUACAAGUUGUAAACCGCAGACAUCUCUAACUGCAGUACGAGAGUCGUCGAGUGAGCAGCUUCUAGACCUACUCAAACGGUUUUGGGUUCAAGAGGAACCUCCAUCACACGAGAACAUGGAAUUAGGCCCUGAAGAGUUGGAAUGUGAGGAACAUUUCCAACGCACACACACAAGAGAGAGCUCAGGACGCUACGUUGUACGUCUUCCACUCAAAACAACACCAUCAGCACUGGGUGAGUCAAGAAAACACGCUCUCCAGCUGUUGAAUCGAACAUCUACCAAAUUAUCAUCAAAUCCAUCAUAUGGGAAACUCUACAAGGAUUUCAUCAACGAGUACGAGGCUCUUGGUCACAUGAAAAGAGUCUUAGAAGCAUCAGAACCAUCACCGGUCUUCUAUCUCCCUCAUCACGGUGUUCUGAGGGAAGAUAGCAUCACGACCAAGCUCAGGGUGGUCUUCAACGGGUCGAGCAAGACAUCAUCAGGAGUUUCACUGAAUGAAAUCCUUCAUUCUGGUGGAAAGCUUCAGGUAGAAGGAUCAGACGUUCUCAUAUGGUUGAGAACACAUCGUUGGGUAGUCGGAAGAGAUAUCGUCAAGAUGUUUCGUCAAAUCAACGUGAAUGAAAAGGAUUGGGAUCUUCAGAGAAUCUUGUGGAAGGAUGAGGACAACAAUCUCAUCACCUAUCAACUUACAACGGUCACGUACGGUCAAACCUGUGCUCCAUGGUUGGCCCUACGAGUUCUUCAACAAUUGGUGGAAGAUGAAGGUCAUCGGUUUCCAAUGGCGGCGGUCUUCUUGACAAAAGGGAGAUACGUCGACGAUAUCUACGGAGGAGCAGAAUCAGAGGAUCAACUAAAGGAACUCAUCAAUCAACUGAUCGGACUUUGCACGGCGGGCGGCCUCCCCCUGCAAAAAUGGGAUUCAAACUGUCAGGAAAUUCUCCAGGAACUUCAUUUGACAUCAUCACCCCCCAGAACAGUGGAAUUUGAGAAUAGCACGGUCAAGGUGUUGGGACUGUGCUGGAAUCCAAUCUCAGAUGUCUUCACCUACAAGGCGAAAGAAAAAUCAAAGGCUACUAUCAACAAAAGGAAUGUUCUCUCAGAGAUCGCACAACUGUACGAUCCUCUGGGAAUCAUCGGACCAGUCAUCAUCAGAGCAAAAAUCUUUAUCCAGAAAUUAUGGCUAUUAAAAAUCGAUUGGGAUGACCCAUUGCCAAUGAGUCACAUCAAACGUUGGAACGAAUUCAGAGAAGAAUUCACUCAACUCGGACAGAUUCAGAUUCCAAGAUGGCUUCAAACCUCAUCAACAUCAUCAAGGAUUUACAUUCAUGGGUUUGCUGAUGCAUCAAAUCUGGCCAUGGGGGCUGCGGUGUAUAUCAGGGUAGAUAAUCACGGUUUGGAACCAUCAAUCAUCUUGAGGAUGCUGGGGAGAGAAGAUUUAUCACUCUUUCUCUGGUCGGAUUCAACAACAGCACUUACUUGGAUCAAUGGACACCCAUCAAGAUGGAAGGACUUCAUCCAAAAUCGAGUUAUUAAAAUUCAAAACUCCUUACCAUCAGCAACAUGGAAACACAUCAGUGGGAAAGACAAUCCAGCGGAUUGUGCAUCGAAAGGACUAUCUCCAAGUCAACUGUCACCACAGGAGGAGUGGGCAUCUUCAUCAACGGUAAUGGAAUCGACGACGGAAGCAGCAUUGGAGGAAAGACCAGUGCUGGCUCAUCCUGUAGCACACGUGGAACAACCUCAGGACUUGUUGGAGAGGUAUUCUACACUUGACAAGGUUCUGAGAGUAUCAGCAAGGGUCAUGAGAGCGAUCAAGCUCAUGAGACAGCAAGAGGUACCAGAUUCUCCAGUUUUACUACCUGAAGAGCUGGAUGAUGUCAGAAUCUAUUGGAUUAAACUCACUCAAAACGAACAUUUUGAGGCACUCAUCAAUCGACUCAAGAAUGGAUGA